Molecule: messenger RNA, 1373 nt
Organism: Amoebophrya sp. A120
Lineage: Eukaryota; Dinophyceae; Syndiniales; Amoebophryaceae
Source: the annotation of a GenBank genome assembly
GAUCUACUCAAAUUCUUCAUCAUUUGCAUUUGGAGAGCAGGCAUUUCGGGAUCUCUGAGAAGCUUCAGUCUUGCGCGGAGGUAGGGUUUAGAUCACAUGGCCAACAAUUAGAGCACUACUAUUAUCGAAGAUCGAGGAACUAUAGCUGCAAAGAAAGAAAUGCAAAUCCUUUUCAUCUACAAUGCCCGUUCGUGUAACCAGAUAGUUUUUUCGAACAAGAUUCGGACGCAACGGGAACGGUAGUGGAGAAGGAGAUAUCUACUAGAACAACAAGACUGAAACAUGUGAGAGGCUGACACCGCCCAGGACGACCAGGUCAUCCAGGACGGUAAGUAGGCUUUGAUCGUGACUUUCGGUCUUGAUACUCAAAACAAUAUUUUAAAAUUUGCCUCCGCCUCGGUAUACAAGAAUGUAGAAAUUGGGGCGGUAUGGUGCUAUAUUACAGAUCGCCCAACACAGUCGUACAGCACAGCUACCGAAUCGCUCACAUCAAAAAUCGCACUACCACCACUAGCACGUCAAAAAACGCGAAAGACCGAUGCUACGGGCGCGACCAUUCAGAUGCGUUUACAAAUAUUUUUCACAGAAGGGAGAAGCUGAAGGGAUAUUUUAUUUCGAAUCGUCGGGACGCGUGAUUUGUCGGGCAACUAAAACUAUAUGUACCCAAUUCCGGAAAAAAAAUGAGCGAGGAAUUGUAACAAAGAAAUGCAGCAAGCCCCUUCGUCUACAAUGCCCGUGCCAGUUCGUGUAUGAUUCAUUCUAUUAUCCGCAAGGGCAAGCGUCGCAAUAAAGGGCUAGAAUUCAUCUUGUGGCGGUUGCGAACAAUAUGCGAUGACUUCAAAAUUUUUCGGUACUACAGCAAUUCAUCACUAGCUUGCAUUACUCAUGGGCAUAACAAGUACAACUAGCCUUCUUACUCUGAAGAUUUCUCCAUCGUGGAGUUUUAAGUUGUUCAACAGCAUAGCACCAGUGCGUCUACAACUUCUCGCAGGAGUACUAGACCGCUGGUUGAAAUUGAAAACUGAAGGUGGAAAGUAAAGUAUACAAAAGUAGCCAUUGAAAGGAAACAAGCAAUAAAGUAGUGCGGCCCGACUAAAUCUUCUCGAAGAUAGAAGUGGACCAGCAUGAUCGGAUGAUGCUUUAGUAUUCAGGUAGAAGUAGAAACAACUAAAACAACAUCAACAGCAGCAACAACAACAACAACAACAGCAACCUCCUUUCCGGGUAGUAUUACUUGUACUGUAAUUACGCGGGAUGUUGAUGAUGAUGAGCAAACGCAAAGAAACGGCUGAUAGCGCCUUCUUGUCGUCUUCUGAGAACUUCUGCACUGGCAACAAGAAGUAGAGGUACUAUCUUUAUCCAUCAUGUUCGAG